This is a messenger RNA of Loxodonta africana (African savanna elephant), 2235 nucleotides long. It is a transcript of the gene FAM217A, whose product is annotated as family with sequence similarity 217 member A. The record is from RefSeq and is a predicted model, not a curated record. Bases 1 to 2154 code for a protein of 717 amino acids. The transcript has 7 exons. NCBI's taxonomy places the organism in Eukaryota, Metazoa, Chordata, Mammalia, Proboscidea, Elephantidae.
AUGGCCGAGCCGCCGCCUGAAGGGCCUGGCGGGGCGCAGGGGCAGGCCCCGAGGUGCGGGCCCUUCCCCCGGUGGCGGAGGCCGACCCGUGGGGUGACAGCCGACAGGCCCUGGUGGGCCAGGUGGAACGCCGGGCCGCCGCGGGCGCCCCUGCUGCAUUGUAGUUGCCGGGAGACCCGGCCGCUCUGGCUGCCAGCGGAGCCGCCGUACCGGCCGAGGCUGACCUCGCUGGGUCCGGCCUGGGCCCCGGGCUCGACUCCCGCCGCCGCGCCCUCGCCAGCUGCCCACAGGCCCAACACCGCCGCCCAGGGGCCCGCGCGCCCGGCCGGCCGCCGCCCGCUGCCCCCCUUCUCCUCCCGCUGCAGGAAGGCCGAGUCGGAGGCUGCACCCCUCAAACCGCUCGCCCAGCUCGCCGAGGGACCCGGGCCUCGGGGCGGCGUCGCCCUCGGAGACGACGCAGGGAAGGACACGUGGGCGUGCGGCGCUGCGGGGCUCCACCGCCUGCCCUCCCGCCCCCUUAACGCCUUUCCCGGACUCCCACUCACACAGGGCUUCUUGUCUGUGGUCUCCUGCUCCCGGUGCGGUGGCUUCUUCCUGGGUGCCAGUGUCCGCGGGCAGCGCCACCUGCUCAGCAACCUCCUUCCUUCUUCAUUCUUCCAUCUUAGUGCCUGGCAUACAACAGGCCCAUCAAACUUACCUAACUGGAGUUUGGAUUCAGAAGUACCUGUUCCUGAAAAUAAAAACCUCCCACCUGGAAGGGAUAGUGCAUCAGGUGGCACAAUUAACAAGAAUCAUCUGGAAAUUCCAGUAGAUCAGUUGAUGCUAGAACUUAAUUUGUCAGAGCAUGCUCACAGAAGAACACAGAAUAGUAAACAAGGCAUAUUUCAGUUAUGGAGUUAUCCUCUUAAUGAAGGAAAUACUGUGGAGAGCAGGGAUUUCAAAAUAUCUUCAGUAGAAACUGGCUUUAAUGUGAGCGGUAAUCCCAUGAGGCCCUUCGCUCUGAACCACUCACUAACAAGUGCUGUAGUUGAUCAGCAAGCUGGUCCUUACCCUGGUCUGCAGCAGCAGAUGCCGUUAGGUCUCUGCUGGCCCUAUGCAGAUGGAGACUUUUUUAAGGACAGAAAUGAAACUCAUAUUAAUUUAUCUUCAGCUAUAGAAAGCAGCAGUAGUGAAACUUUAUCUGCUUUGAAUUGGAAUUUUAAAUAUGCAAACAGCAGUGUGGAAGAAAAUUUAACAGAUGAAAGUGAUUUAUCAGAAAACGAAAAAGCAAAUGAUACUUUACUCAACUAUUUUAAAAAGAUGGACCUGAACUUAAAGCCAGAAACAAUAGAAAACUUUGAAGAGUCUUUCACAGAGGAACCAAGUGAAGUCUUUCCAUACCCCGAUUUUCUCCCUCCACCUUUCAAUACUCUGGACUUGCACAAAUUAGCCCUCUCAAAAUCUGAAAAUUGGAAAGCCACAAUGGAACCACCAGAAAGCUCUGUUGAACACUUGAUAACUCGUUUACUGGAAAUGGAAAGAAUACAACAUAUGACAAUACAGAAGGAGAGGACAAGACUGCAAACUAACUUGUAUACUCCAGCGGUUACUGAACGACCCUCUUCCUCCAAAGCUAUACCCAGAGUGAGACAGCCAAAACUUUCUGAUUCUUUGAGUCUUCAGACAUCUUGUGUAGAUAAAAGUCGAGAAAAAAGAAAAAACAAUUCUGGUUCUUGCAAGCUUGAACAAAAUGUUUCAAAAUGGAAUUGGAGCCAUGCUGGAAAAUAUAGGUGGAAUUCUAGAGCAACAUCUCUGAAAAGUUCAUCCACCACAAAACAGUUGAUUGCAACUUGUGAUGACUUUAAGAAUCCCAAAAACUCCAUUUUAAAUCCAUGCCAAGAAUUCUCAGCCAAGCCUAGUACUGCCCAAACAACUCAAUCACUGGUUAAGAUGGUCUCAACAAGAUGUCUGCCAACAAGGUCUCCAAUACCAAUUUCACCCGUACCUCUGACUUUUCCUGAAAAUCAGAGAGAAGAAAUUAAGCCACCAAGGACCAAAAAGAAACUUUAUCAAAAAAAUAUAGUACUGAAUAGACCAUUCUAUAUUCAGAAGCUAAACUGUUUAUCACCUUCAUUUAUAGCUAAGGAUAAGUGCUCACCCAUUGACCAAAAAUAACCCUUUUUUCCUCAUACAUCUCAAUGUGAGCCAACCUAUUCCAAGAAGCCUAGCUAAAAUAUGGCUCAUCAUUCCAAAACA